Juglans microcarpa x Juglans regia is the source of this 450-nucleotide messenger RNA. Its product is annotated as secreted RxLR effector protein 161-like. Bases 1 to 450 code for a protein of 149 amino acids. The record is from RefSeq and is a predicted model, not a curated record. NCBI's taxonomy places the organism in Eukaryota, Viridiplantae, Streptophyta, Magnoliopsida, Fagales, Juglandaceae. The transcript has a single exon.
AUGAGUGUUAAGCUUAGCACUGAUGGGUCAGACAAGAAUGUUGAGCAAUCCUUAUAUAGGAGCAUAAUUGGGAGUUUAUUGUAUCUCAUUGCAAGUAGACCAGACAUUGCUUUUAGUGUUAGGGUUUGCGCUAGAUUUCAAGCCAAUCCCAAAGAAUCACAUUUGGUAGCUGUCAAAGGCAUACUUCGCUAUGUGAAUGAGACAGUCAAUUAUGGGAUCAGGUAUUCUAGAGACUCUAAUACUGAGCUUGCAGGCUAUUCAGAUGCUAAUUGGGUAGGCAAUGCAGAUGAUAGGAAAAACACUUCUGGUGGGUGUUUCUAUGUCGGCACAAACCUUGUUGACUGGAUGAGUAAGAAGCAAAACUCCAUAUUUCUGUCCAGGACUGAGGCUGAAUACAUUGCUGCAGGCAGCUGUUGCACACAGUUUGUGGAUGAAGCAAAUGUUAUGUGA